Hippopotamus amphibius kiboko is the source of this 843-nucleotide messenger RNA. It is a transcript of the gene GYPC, whose product is annotated as glycophorin C (Gerbich blood group). The transcript is spliced from 3 exons. Bases 82 to 366 code for a protein of 94 amino acids. Gene Ontology annotation, cellular component: membrane; cortical cytoskeleton. NCBI's taxonomy places the organism in Eukaryota, Metazoa, Chordata, Mammalia, Artiodactyla, Hippopotamidae. The record is from RefSeq and is a predicted model, not a curated record.
UUUUACCAUCAUCAUAAGAAAAGCUGAGGCCUGGAGAGGCAGGUGUCACUGCACUAAGCACGGAAGCAGGCAAUUACCCUGAUGUCGCGCCUGCCAUCACGCCCCGCACAGGUGUCUGAGUACGACCCCAGGAUGGACUCGAGUAAAAUGGACAUCGCCGUCAUUGCAGGUGUGAUCGCAGCCGUGGCCUUCGUACUGGUCUGCCUCCUCCUCCUCAUUCUGCACUACAUGUACCGGCACAAGGGCACGUACCACACCAACGAAGCCAAGGGCACGGAGUUUGCAGAGAGCGCUGACGCUGCCCUGCAGGAUGACCCAUCCCUCCACGACAACGGUGACAGCAGCAGAAAGGAGUACUUUAUCUGAAGGACUUUACCAGGACUCACCUCCCCCCAGCGCCUCCCCAUCCAGGAGAGAAAGCCCCACCACCCACGCCACCACCUGCAGCACCAGGCAGCCGACGAGCACCCCUCGCGCCCCAAGAUACGCACCUUGCCUGGGACACUGGGUGCUGACCCGAGUGGGAUGGGGAGCAAAGGGGGCAUCCAGCCAAGGAGGCCUCUCCCAGGACCCAGGGAUGCUCUGGCAGAGGGAGGAGGUCUGGGUCCUCCUGAGCAGUGCAGGUUGCCACCUGUGUGGAGUGAAAGUCCUCUCUGGGUGUGAGUGGGGUGGUGGGCCUGGGGGCUGGGGAGCAAGGAGUGAGUCAUCGACACACUGACUGCAAAUAAAAGCAUCAAAUGUCAGCCCUUGACAUUUGGGGGGAACAGCAGGUGCCGGAGCUCAAAGGCACCUUUGUCUCUCAUGGAUGCAGCUCUGAAUAAUUGGAAAUAAAUCUGAAAUGUA